UCCACAUCGGGACACGCCAGAACGCGGGUCGCCCACUCUCCCACACCCUCACGACUCGGCGGAGAAGAGUGACUUUACACGCUGAAAAACAAAAGAAGAAACUAAGUGAAUCUCCCGACUGAAUUGACUAUACCGCAUAAAGUGACGUAGAAAUUUGUAUUAAAGAAGCAGUGCAAUUAUUAGAAAGUUUUGGAAAGUGUGUCCAGGUAAAUUCUGAAUCCAGGUGAGUUAGGAAGUGGAAGAACGGGAAGAAAAAAAAAAAAGGAGCGGAAGCAGGGAAAGCCGUAUAGUGUCAUUGUCUCCUGCUGAGCGUGAGUGGGGUGGUGAUGGUGAGUGGGCGAGGACGGGAAGGUGAGGAAGAAGAGGAGACACGAGACAUCUGCAGCUGAGGCCACCGCCAUGUAUAAUGUUGUGAAGUAUCGGCGGGCGUCUGUGCUGCGUGGGGCGGGGCGGCGGUGGGCGUGGGGGCUGCGGGCGUGGGUGAGAGCCGUCCACUUCGCCCGCAUCGUGGAGGCCCGACUCAACCUCCUCAAGAUGGCCGCAACAGUCACCUGCUUCCUCGGCUUCCUCUUCUUCCUGCCCGCCCUCCUCUUCGUCUACAGCGCUAUCAAGUGCUGGCGUGCGGCGGUGGGGGCGUGGGCGGUGUGGGCGGUGGAGGGCGUGGAGGCCAUGGCGGGGGUGACGGUGCGCGGCGCCAUGGAGUCAGCGAGCAGCCCAGGCGUGCACACCCUUCUGCUGAGCUUGGCCGGCGCCCCGAGCCUCGCCCACAUGAGAGGAAAAAUAUUGGAGGAGGUCGUGGAGCGGCGGGAUGCUGGCGGGCGACUCCUGCACCCCAACCUGCAGCGGCGGCUAGGAAAGGCGGGCGGUUACAGCGUGUGGCUGCGGCACGACGCCUUCGACAUCAACCAACACGUGACCCUCGCGCCCGUGCACUACCAGAACCGCCUCCUCACCUCCAGGAACAUGCAGGAGUACGUGAGCGAGGUUGUGAGUCAGCCGCUGCCGCAGGACUUGCCGCCGUGGCAGGUGACCCUCAUCACGACGUGCGACGGAAGGAGUGGCGAGGGAGAGACGUGGGUGGUAGCUCGAGCCCAUCACCUGUUGGCGUCCUCACUCUCGCUGCCUGACCUGCUGGUGGAGGCCUACCCCGACCCCUGGCUGAAGCCCGGCUCGCGCGGCCUCUCCAUCCUCACCGCGCCGGCAGCCACUGCUCGCCUCGCUGAGGCUGUGGUCCGAGGCGUUACCCGCGUGGUGGAGAGGCUGCGCGUCGGCUAUACAUCGCGGGGCGAAAAGCUAAUUUCCGGUGUCUUGUCUCCUGCCCUUGCCCUGCUGGAAGAAGCAGCGCAGGCGUCGUGCAAGAUGGGGCCAGACGCUGUUCCUGUGGGCACCUCCGUCGUGUACCUCACCACCGUUCUGGCGAGGAGGGUGCAGACGCGUCUUGCCUGUGUGUGGGACGUGGUGAGGGAACGUCUCAGGGAGUUUUCAGUGCUGCGCGCGGGCUUCUGCUGUGCCCUCUGCGCCCUGCGGCUGCUGUGGCACUGUAUGGUGUGGCUGGCGAGACUGCCCCUGAGGCUGGUGAUGUGGUACUUUGAGGCGGCGAGUCUGGCGCGCCGCGUAGUCGCCAGCGAGGAGGUCAGCCUCGUGGUGGAGGCGACGGUGGAGAUGUACUGGAUGACACGCGCCUUCGUGUCCCUGCCGCGCCUGGUGCUUGAGACGCUUUGUGUGCGCGGAGACACGCCCCUCAUGGGCUGGACGGGCCACCACGAGCGGCGGCUGUCACGCAGGGGCUCGGGGCGCCAGGCGCGGGGCGGGAUCACCGUGGCAUGGAGUGACCCGGUACCGCUGAGCACUGUGCGGGGCGUGCGGGGAGUCACGGGCGCCUCUCUGGGCGAGGUGCUGUUGACUGCCUCGGCUGGCGCCGUGCGUGACUACCUGCGGGUGACGGGGCUGCCCGUGCCGGAGGAGGUCAGCAGCACGGUGCCCGUGUACUCCCAGAGGUGGGCGGAGGGCCGCGGCGAGGAGGUCAACAGUACUGGCUUGGUGACCCUCGCCCUCCCGACGGGGGCAGCCGAGGCCUCCACCGCCCUCAGGCUGGUGCGACAGUCUAUCAUGAAGAUUCAAAGCUACCCCGAACGAUACCUGGCCUCCGUGUGGCUCAUCAGGAACGUGGCGUACUUCCUGCCGGCGUCCCUGCUGGGCGCCACCUUCAGGGCACUGUCGUCCCGCUAUCCAGUCUUCCUGUCCAACCUGGCGGGGCCGCAGAAGCCAGUCACCCUCUGGGGCCACGACUUGCUCAACCUCUUCCACUGGCGGCCACCGUGUGAUGGGGCGGUGUUGUCCGUGUGUGUCACGUCGUACCGCGGACAGGCGCUGCUGGGCGUGGUGGCGGACGGGCGGGUGGUGCCCAGCGUGGCCUCGCUGCCCCAGGCCUUCGUAACUCACCUCAACGAACUGGCGGUGGAGGUCGGCGUCAGGCUCGAGCGCCGCCAGAAUUCCCACAGUUGGUUCCGCAGCGCCACGCCGCCACCGACGCCGCCGCCCACCCCGACCUUCAAGAACUCCCCCAUCAGGUUCUCCCCGCAGUGGAGCCAACGCAGACUGGUGCCGACUGGGGCGGCGGCGUGUGGGCGGAAGUUUUCAGUGGUCUGUCCUCCUUACUGACCUUCAAGACAAGCCGUUCCCAGGGCCACCUGAGGAUGUUCUGAGCCAACGAAUCAAAACACAACGAUCCGGAGCACUACGCGUCUACCUAACGCAUGACUGCCUGUACGAACGCUAUGCACACUCUUCCAUAACGUAUCGCUGAUAUUCAGUUUCCUGCGACUGCAUUUUGUUUCGCUCGUGUUCGCCUGAUGUACAUACGAUAUUGUUAUUGUUACUAUUAUUAUUAAACGAACAAUUGCA
This is a messenger RNA of Eriocheir sinensis (Chinese mitten crab), 2904 nucleotides long. RefSeq lists its product as uncharacterized. The transcript has 7 exons. Gene Ontology annotation, cellular component: plasma membrane. Gene Ontology annotation, molecular function: long-chain-alcohol O-fatty-acyltransferase activity; diacylglycerol O-acyltransferase activity. Bases 400 to 2661 code for a protein of 753 amino acids. Gene Ontology annotation, biological process: triglyceride biosynthetic process. NCBI's taxonomy places the organism in Eukaryota, Metazoa, Arthropoda, Malacostraca, Decapoda, Varunidae. The record is from RefSeq and is a predicted model, not a curated record.